CUACCGCUAGAAUAACAUAAGCUGAAUGAAACUUAAGAUUUUACAUAAAAAAGACAUAAUAAUAAAUUUAUAACUCAUUCCUUCCAUGUAUUACGAUCCACCUUCGCAUUUAAUACACACUGUGGUCUUUAAAUUGUUAUGAUUUGUUUUUGUUUACCGUUCAUAUCUAAGCGUUUUAUAUAUUUAAAAGAGCAUUUUGUUAUUUAGCAUUACUAAAUGAUAUGACAUAACUUUCACUAAAAAUAAGAUAUAGCAUAAAAUCUUGUGUUGUUUACAUUAGAGUAAUAGUGGUCACUAAAUUACUUGUCGCAUAACAACCGGCGUCGCGCAGCCUCGACUUGAAAGUUGGGGACAAAAUUCAAUAACGAAUUGGCCAUUUUAUUGAUGGCAGGGGGGAGGCUGGGUGGAGACAAUCGGUCGGUGGCAGAAGUUGAAAAUGGGGGUGCAGCAAUCAAUCCGCCAUUAGUUUCCCAGCACACUGGGGCGUGGGCGUCGGGGGUGUGGCACGGGGCGUGGGGGUCCCCGUGCCGCCCCCCGGCGACCUACUCGCCACUAUAUCCAUGUUCGAGCAGCAGAUCAAGGCAGAACCUAUGAGCUUCUACUCCUCCCAUCCCCAUAUACACUCCGGCCCCCCAACUAUAGUCCGAUCUGACUCCAACCAUGGCAUCAUCAACAUGAACCAGCACCACACACACCAGGAGGAUUCCAAGGACAGUCUGAUAGUACAACAUCAAGUACAACACCAACAAGAACUCAUGGAACAACAUCAACAGGAAAUGCAGCAACAGGAUGACGAGUUGAGCUUUAAAGGAAUGGAUGAUGAAGGGGUUGAAAUGGACAUGGAUGGCAGGCAGUGUUCUCAGGGUAUGGGUGUCGACAUGGGAUCAGUUCAAACCAAAAUGGAAGUCUCAAAUGGAGGCGGCCAGGCAACUCGUUCAAAACCACAGGCUUGUAAAGUGUGUGGCAAAGUGCUGUCUUCUGCUUCUUCAUAUUACGUCCAUAUGAAGUUACACUCUGGGAACAAGCCCUUCCAGUGUACUGUGUGCGACGCGGCGUUCUGCCGCAAGCCGUACCUGGAGGUGCACAUGCGCACGCACACGGGCGAGCGCCCCUUCCAGUGCGACCUGUGCCUCAAGCGCUUCACGCAGAAGUCCAGCCUCAACACGCACAAGCGGGUGCACACAGAUGAGCACAUGCGGGCGUUGAUGGUGAAGGACCGGCCCUACAAGUGCGAACUCUGCCAGAUGCGCUUCACGCAGAGCUCCAGCCUCAACCGACACAAGAAAAUACACACGGAGGAGCACAGACGAGCCCUGUUAGAGAAAGUGCGGCCGUACCAGUGCCACAUCUGUUUUAUGCGCUUCACUCAGAAGUCCAGCCUGGGCCGACAUGGGAAAAUACACACUGAGGAGCACAUCCAAUCGCUGAUCAACAAAGUGCGCCCCUAUCAGUGCGAGAUCUGUGACAAGCGGUUCACUCAGAAGUCAAGCCUUGGCACUCAUAAACGUAUACACACUGGGGAGCGGCCGUUCCAGUGCACCGUCUGCCUCAAGUCCUUCACGCAGAAGUGCGCGCUCAAUUUGCACGAAAAAAUACAUACGGUGCAAGGGCGUCCUUACACGUGCGGGCAAUGCCCGGCGGCGUUCGCCCGCCGCCCCUACCUGGACAUUCACAUGCGCACGCACACAGGCGAGCGGCCGUAUCAGUGCGACGCGUGUCUGAAGCGCUUCACGCAGAAGUCCAGCCUCAAUAUACAUAAACGGACGCACACAGUCCAGGGGAGACCGUUCCAGUGCCUGUCGUGUCCCGCCGCCUUCACCUGCAAGCAAUACCUGGAGAUUCACACGCGCACCCACACCGGCGAGCGGCCGUAUCAGUGCGACAUCUGCCUGAAGCGCUUCACACAGAAAUCCAGCCUCAACAUUCACAAGCGGACGCACUCAGUGGUUGCGCGGGAGCCGACGCCCGCCCUGGCUAACCUUGGUCCGUCCACAGUGCAGGGCCGGCCCUUCCAGUGCCUGCAGUGCCCCGCCGCCUUCACCUGCAAGCAAUACCUCGAAAUCCAUAACCGCACGCACACGGGCGAGCGGCCCUACCAGUGUGACGUCUGCCUCAAGAGAUUCGCGCAAAAAUCUACUCUCAAUAUUCACAAAAGAACGCACACAGUGCAAGGGCGGCCGUACCAAUGCAUGGAGUGCCCGGCAGCGUUCACAUGCAAGCCCUACUUGGAGAUCCACAUGCGCACGCACACAGGCGAACGCCCGUUCGAGUGUGAUGUCUGCUACAAACGCUUCACGCAGAAAUCUACGCUCAACAUACACAAGCGAAUCCAUACCGGUGAACGUCCAUACGCUUGUGAUAUUUGUCAAAAACGAUUUGCUGUGAAGAGCUACGUAACAGCGCACAGAUGGUCGCACGUGGCCGACAAGCCGCUGAACUGCGACCGAUGCUCGAUGACGUUCACGAGCAAGUCUCAGUUCGCGCUCCACAUCCGCACGCACUCCGCCGGCUCCUGCUACGAGUGCAGCGUCUGCGGCCGGACUUUCGUGCGGGACAGCUAUCUGAUACGACACCACAACCGGGUCCACCGCGAGAACCACAGCAACGUGUCCGCCAACAGCCUCGGCACCAUCAACAGCGUGGCAACCAACACCAACAACUCAAACAGCAACUUCGACUCGCCCGGCGUUUGUGACUUAAGCUUCGUGCCCAUGGUGAACCGCUACAUGACGUCACAAGGCACGCAGGUGUCCAUGCAGGACAGCAAAAUGUCCGCCAUGUCCCCGCAGUCCAUCGCGUCUAUAUCUUCGCCCCCUCCCCCGCAUACGCCUACCCCCCAACCGCAGAUGUCGGGUCAAAUGCAUCUCACAGACUGAUCAUCAGAAUAGCCGUGGGUGGAGCAGCUCGCAGCAGAGUGCAAUAUGUUGGGGCAGCUGCAGUAGAGCGGGACCCGUAGCAAUCAGCAUGGACUCAUGCACAGAUUAUAUUUUAUUUUCACGUUUAUUUACAUUGUUCGUUCGUCGGCCGAGGCGCGAUCGGAAAGGUUUUGCUUGUGGAAUCCCUCGAAAUACAAGGUGGACAUCACAAUAACUGUAGUCUAGAGUAGCGGUACCGCCUAUGAUACGCAUUGUGAUUUAUAUACCCACAACUGUGAUUUAUCUAUACCAUCACAUAAUUAUAUUAAUUCGCGUGGUGGCGUUCAUAAAUCGAUACUUAAAAACUCUCAUCAUUUUAGAUUGUAGGCCUAAAAUUUUUGAUCUCAUAUUCUUAUUUGCUUAGUGAUAACUUUGGAAUCGUAUUGUGUCUCCGACUUGAAAUUCUAAAUUUAAUGUUCGUCAUUCGCUUGUCAUACCAUUCUCAUUAGGCGUAGUGAAUAACAAUAUCUUAUUGCGAUGCUUUAACUUAGAUCGUGUCAGUGUAUAUGAAGUUCAGUAAUUUUAUAGAACUGUUACCAAUGAGAGGUAAAGUAUUUUGAUCGCUGAGAAAUUUUUAGGGACUCUAACCUCAUAAUUAUCCAUAAGAAUGCUUUAAGAUUCUGGUUCAUAGAAGAGUAAUAAUAAUAAUGAAUAAGUACAAAUAUCCCAUAAUUCACAGAGUCCUGAGAGGCAAUAUUGAAAGCUUCACAAAAUUAAUAACUUUAAUAUGAUGUUUAUUGGAGUAAUCCAGAGAAGUGCCUGUUGCAACAUAAAAUUGGCAAUAUUUUUAAUCGUAUGUAUUGCGUUCAAAAUAAAUGUUAUGUUCAGUGUUCAAUGUGUGUGUCAUCGGGCUAAGGUAAGCAGUGAGCAGCUGUCGGCGCAAUUGGGAUGGGUGACCGUGCGGGCGCGGGUUCCCGUCGGUCGCGGCUGGCGCUAGCUAUGAUUUGUGAAGCUUCUUACUAAAACUUUGUGUGCCUUCUAGCGGUUAGCGAUAUUAGGCAAUAUCAAUCAUUCUAACACCACUGGUUAACUUCAUUGUUUUCUUUUCUUUAAUGUUCACAUUGAGUGUACUCUCAUGUAACCAUUGUAUUUUUACGUCGUAUAUAUUGAUUACCAUUGUCGGAUAGCAGUAUACUGUUAGAUCGUAUUUUUGUAAUAUGCAAUCUUUGUUUCCAUUACUGUUUUCGAAUAAUAGUAAUACGAAUAGUGAUAUAGCGCAGUAGUCUUCCAAUACCUUGAGACAGAGAUUGUGCACGAGUGAGCAGUGCAUGAGUCCGCUUCAGGGGUUCCUUAUGGUUUGCCAUUAUUGAUAUCAAAGAUAGAUUGGUGCCAUUUCCAUGUAAAUGAUGUGGUAAAGUAAGCUUAGUUAAGUCUGCUGGUCAGGGUAGAACUGGAAAUAAAAUAUACUAACUGAUCUUCGCGCCAACCGGCGUUCAUUGUCGUCUCCGCAAGUUCCCGCGUUCACUACACGCGCUUUAUUUUAUUUCCAACUUGUGUGUGUCCAUGUGCUGAGUCAGACUUAUGUAAAUAUUGGUAGGGUUUAUUUAUUCGAGUAUAUUGGAAAGAGUUGAAAUUCAAAAUUAAAAGGAAUGCAUGGUUUGUAGAACGGUCUCACUCUACGACUUAAUAUUAAAAAUAUCGAACUGAAAAGAGAACAUAGUUGGAUAAAUGUUAGAGUAUGUAGCGCAGAACUAUACUUUGGGUACUAUGUACUAAUAAAAUCAAAAUUUCCUUGUAGAUGUACAUACGUAUACAUAUAAUAUUAUAUACAUAUGAAUGUUGUUUGAUAGUCCUCAAUAUUUUUUUAUAUUUUGAUAGUUCUGUAUUUGAAAGAAACACGGAAAAAUAGGCCAAUGUCUCGUUUAUCAUUUUAAAAUUAAUAAAAGAAUAAUAUGUACACGAUAUUUUAAGAUAAAUAAUAAUAUGACGAAUGCAUUUAGUUGCCCAGAGAAGUAGAAGUAACAUCUUAUCGCGUUUUUUUCAAAUUCUUAAUCUGUUAGUAAGAUUCUUACCAAGCCAUUGAUAACAGUAUUAUUUAGACAAACUAGAUCUUGAGUUUAACAAGUAGUAUAAACUCUGCUACCAUUAUGAAAAAUCACCAUAAAAUUGAAACCAUAGUUUAUCAAUAGUUUGUAACAACAUUGGUGAGCACCACUUUAUAGGUGCUGGUCAGUGCUGAUACCGUAUUAUCCAUAGAUAUACUUAUUAUGAAUGGAAAUAGAAACACCAACAUAGUGACCUAGGUACAUAAUAAUAAAAUAUAUAAGAAAUAUAUACAUUAUACAUAUACAUUGUCUUCGUCUUUCCGAUGACUCGGCGGGGCUGAUUGUUUCUUUAUUGAUUCUAGUUUUAGUAAUAUAUUUUUGUUAUGAUAUAUGUUCUUCUUUAUUUAUAGUUGUUUUUCCUUAUUAGAAACAUUAUACUAUCGUUGCUUCAUCCUGGCCGGGCGAAUCGGAAAGUGAAAGGCGAUCGAUCCUGAUUAUUUAUGAAAUCAUUUCAGAUCUUUUCUAGCAAAAGAAUCUAUAAGCUCUAUUGUCGGUAUUCUGAUAUAUUUCGUAAAUAACUAGGAUUCAUAAAAUGCAAUGAGGAACCACAGAUAUUGUCACUUGCGAUAAUAAUACGUGUGCAAGCUGUUCACACCUGGAAGCAUAGUGUUGCCUAAUAAUAGUCCUGGAGUCGUGGAUAUGUCUUUGCGUAUCUUAAUCCUAAUACCUACUUUUGACAUAACAUAGUGUUGGAAUCUUUCAUCAAAAUUGAAGAUAAAUGGAUUUCUACGACUGUAAUCUCGCAACAUUGUUGUAAAUGCUACCGGUGUUUAUAGAACAUAUGUGGAUCUUCACUGCCAAACUAUUUUACAUACCGAUGUUAGUUAACUAUAUAUUUAGAAGUAAUACUGAGCCAUUACAUUACGUAAUCAUAAUGUGGUAACUAUAUAUUUCCCUUUUGUCUAGUUAUUUUCAACCGUAGAAAAGACUGAAUUACUUAAAAAAAGGAAUUCACAUUACAAGAAUACUCACGAGAACUAUAUUGGCGUUGUAAGUUUGUGUUUGUUUACACCUUAGCGGUUGUGGUGUCGGACCAACCAGUCUUGGAAAUUCAGUUUGAAAAAUCGUACAUAUCCUUACCCGUGAAUGUUAAUGUAUACUAUUCCCUUGUCGAGGCAGGCUACUAGUCUAGGGCGCGACCGCCGCCGACCAUUUACACUUGAUCGUGGUAGUUUUAUGAGCAAAUAACAGUGAGCCUUGUGUAAUCAUAAUGUCUAAGGUACAUAAAUAUUUAGUUAAUAUUGUAUCGUUAGAUUUACGCGAACUUCCGCUUUGCCAACAUAUUACGUUGCUUACAUUAUAAUCAUACGAGAGUACAGCCUAAGGAUUUUAACUUUUUUUUUAUAUGCUGAGAGCUAUUUCUAAGUCACUGAAUUUUUAUACGAUUGUAUUGUAUAUGCUAACCAAAUUAUAUUACUGGCUAUGAGCCACUAUUAUUAACCAAGUUUUGGAGUUAUUUACAUCCCUUUAAUUACUAAUUUUUUAUUGAAAUUUCCAGCAAACAUCAUGGCAUGAUGAUCUUGCGGUCAUUUAGUUAUAGCUCUUCAGAGUUUUUAUGACCAAUAUUUUAAUUAAAUAAACUGUUUAAUUUUAUUGUUAAAAUUUUUAGGCUAGUUUAUAUUUCAAAUAAGUUAGAUUUGUUAAUUGUGGUGUAUUCAUUGCACGCGAGUUAGCUCUUACGGCCUCCUUUACGUAUUUUUAUAUUUUUGUUGUUUUAGUCUGAAAUUAUUGUGAUAAAAAUAUUAUUAUUGGUUUGUUUAUCUUAUACGGAAAUUGUUUAUUGUUGAUUUUUUGAGUAUUCUACCUAUGCAGAGAUGGAGGUUAGGUAAAGACAGAGGCUGUAAGAGCCUUUAUGUAGUCAGCAUUAUGUAUAUGCUUUAAUGUGAUUUUUUAAAUGUACUCUUUAUUAUAGUCUCAUCAAACAAUAUAAUUAGCGAACUAACAGUGUUUCUAAUUUUUUUUUCAGUUCAUAGUGAUUUAUAUUGAGAUCAAAAUAAAAAUACAGAGUUUAUUUAAUUUUAUGGAAAAUAUACAUUGUAAAAUUAUUCUUUAGUGCUCAUUUGCAGAGCUCUAUUAAAAAAAGAAACUAUAUGAAUGCAAAAUAACAAGUCACGAUUCUUUUUAGAAGUCGCCAUGUAGUGGAGAAAAAUAAACGUGCCAUGAUAUUUGUGGCUAAAAA
Molecule: messenger RNA, 7139 nt
Organism: Plodia interpunctella (Indianmeal moth)
Lineage: Eukaryota; Metazoa; Arthropoda; Insecta; Lepidoptera; Pyralidae
Product: zinc finger protein ZFP2-like
Exons: 21
Coding region: 561-2876 (771 amino acids)
Biological process (GO): regulation of transcription by RNA polymerase II
Cellular component (GO): nucleus; chromosome; nucleoplasm
Molecular function (GO): DNA-binding transcription repressor activity, RNA polymerase II-specific; RNA polymerase II cis-regulatory region sequence-specific DNA binding; chromatin insulator sequence binding
Source: RefSeq, a predicted model, not a curated record